CGCUCGUCCGCUGGGCGCCCGGCUCCACAGGCGCUCGGUGUCCAGCUCGGUGCCCGCUCGGUGCCCACUCGUCCACUGGGCGCCCGGCUCCACAGGCGCUCGGUGUCCAGCUCCGUGCCCGCUCGGUGCCCACUCGUCCGCUGGGCUCCCGGCUGCGCGCCCGCUCGGUGUCGUCCAGGCGCCUGGCCGCGCGCCCCCUCGGUGCCCACUCGGUGUCCGCCGGACGCCCGGCUCCGCGCCCGCCCGGUGCCCGGUGCCCCAUUCCCAUGGGACCCGUGGGCUCUUGGCGCCCCCUGGCGCUGGGGCUGGGGCUGGCGCUGGGGCUGGCGGUGGCCCCGGUCCCGGGUCCGGGGCUUAGGCCGAGGCGGGCAGGCGAGCCCCCGUGCCCAUCCUGCAGCGCUGCCCCUCUGGCCCCCAGCCUGGAGCGGGCUGUGCUCCUGGAACUGGCGAAGCAGCAGAUCUUGCGGGGCCUGCGGCUGCCCGCGCCCCCUCCGCCCCGCGCCCCGCCGCCCCCCGAGGCCCUGGCCGUCGCCCUGCGCCGACUGCGAAGCCACCCGGAGCCGCGGGACCGCGGAGCCGAGACCAUCAGCUUUGCGGAGCCCGACGCGACGGGCGCCUCCUCUGCGUCCUCCCGGCCGGCCUGCGGGACGACUCUGACCUUUGCCCUGUCGAGCCCGGGCGGCCGGCGCGCCCAGCUGCUGCAGGCGCGGCUCUGGCUGUACCUGCGGCCUGCGGGGCCCCCCCGGCCGGGCCCCCCGCUGCGGGUCUUCCUGCGGGGCCCGUCGGGUCGCACCCUGCUGGCCGAGCGCCGGCCCGGGGCGCCCGGCUGGCACGGGCUGCCCCUGCGGGUCGGUCGGCUGGGGGCGGCGCCCGGGGGCUGGCGGCUGGAGCUGGAGCUGGACUGCGGCGGCGCCCACCGGCCCCGGGCCCCCAGGCCCCUGCGGCUGGACACGGCCGGCGGCCGGCGCCGGCGGCGGGUGCCCGCCUGCGCCCCGGACUCGGACCUCUGCUGCCGCCGCCACCGCUUCGUGGACUUCCGCGAGCUGGGCUGGGGUGGCUGGAUCCUGCAGCCCGAGGGCUACACCAUGAACUACUGCGCCGGGCAGUGCCCGCUGCACCUGGCCGGCAGCCCGGGCCUCGCCGCCUCCUUCCACGCCGCCCUGCUCAGCCUGCUCAAGGCCAACCGGGCCCCCGCGCCCGCGGCCCAGUCCUGCUGCGUGCCCACCGCCCGCCGGCCCCUCUCCCUGCUCUACCUGGACCCCAGCGGCAGCGUGGUCAAGGCCGACGUGCCCGACAUGGUGGUGGAGGCCUGCGGGUGCAGCUAGCCCAGCCGGGGGUGGGGGCGGAGGGGGGCGCGGGCCG
Molecule: messenger RNA, 1362 nt
Organism: Ornithorhynchus anatinus (platypus)
Lineage: Eukaryota; Metazoa; Chordata; Mammalia; Monotremata; Ornithorhynchidae
Product: inhibin beta E chain
Exons: 3
Coding region: 267-1325 (352 amino acids)
Biological process (GO): BMP signaling pathway; SMAD protein signal transduction
Cellular component (GO): extracellular region
Molecular function (GO): growth factor activity; cytokine activity
Source: RefSeq, a predicted model, not a curated record